Molecule: messenger RNA, 354 nt
Organism: Colletotrichum abscissum
Lineage: Eukaryota; Fungi; Ascomycota; Sordariomycetes; Glomerellales; Glomerellaceae
Exons: 3
Coding region: 1-354 (117 amino acids)
Source: RefSeq, a predicted model, not a curated record
AUGCUCCGCCACGCCAUAGUCCACACUGACAAGAUCCACACCUUGCUCUCACACAACACUACCACAAUCCCAUUCACAACCAGUCCCGUGCCUACGCCUACUGAGGACUACACUUUGAAUAAGGUACGAGGUACGGAGUACGAACCCGACAAGUCAUCUUCAUCGGACCCGGUCCCCGUCCGCUGUGGCCAACACACCGACCAGCUGGGCAGCAGCAGCAAGAGCAAGGCAAGCAAGAACUGCGCCGUGCGUUCUUUUCCCUACAAGAAAGUCCCUUACCAUGCAGUGGACAGUGGAGGACUAACAGUCCGCGGUGUCCCCGCUUGGGCGUUUCGCUUCUUGAUGGACGAGUAG